Molecule: messenger RNA, 1524 nt
Organism: Xiphophorus maculatus (southern platyfish)
Lineage: Eukaryota; Metazoa; Chordata; Actinopteri; Cyprinodontiformes; Poeciliidae
Product: neurexophilin-1-like
Exons: 2
Coding region: 232-1014 (260 amino acids)
Molecular function (GO): signaling receptor binding
Source: RefSeq, a predicted model, not a curated record
AGUACUCGGCUGAAACAGAGGUGAACAGUAAACUCUGUGUGUUUUGGGGGAUUUCAAGAAAGAAAAGUGUGUGUGAGCGAUGAAGAGGGGGAGGUGAGGAAGACGGAGCAAAACGUCCAGAUCCGAGAGGUUCUCCCAGUGAGAGGCAGCAGCUUACCGACGCUUCCUGCUCCAGAGGUGGUCACGUUACGCGUGGCUCGUCCUGAAUGAGGCUCAGGUAGGUGUGGAACGAUGGAGAGGUUCUCCUGCCGCUGGAUCCUUCUGACUGGAAGCUUUAAUUUGCUGGUUCUCUGUCAACUUGAGACUCAGAGCAACUUCACCUUCAUGAACUCAUCAUCACCUCAACCCCACAGAGACCAAGAGGAGCGUCUCCAGAAACUCUGGGGCCUUCAGUCCAGGACUGUUGUCCAGAACUCCAAAGUCCUCAACAAUCCCUCGGUUCCUCUAUCGAAGCAGAGGCUUUGGGAAAUCCCCAAGUCCAAGUCCAACCCAUCGGUAAAAAUUAAGCUUCAGCCCAUCACGAACGUUCAAGGACUCUCCAAACCGUCGAGGUUGUUCAGCUGGGGCGACUUUUACUCCAACAUCAAAACCGUCAAGCUGAAUUUGCUGAUAAUGGGGAAGAUCGUGGAUCACGGCAACGGCUCUCUCGGCGUCUACUUCCGUCACAACUCCACGGGUGUUGGCAACGUGUCGGUCAGCCUGGUCCCGCCCAUGAAGGAGGUGGCGUUCGACCUGGAGCGCCAGAGCGUGGUCCACCCCAAGGAGUCGAAGACGUUCAACUGCAGGGUGGACUACGAGAAAACCGAACGCAGCAAGAAGGUGAUGCUGUGCAACUACGACCCGUCGAAGACGUGCGACCAAGAACAAACCCAGAGCCACAUCACCUGGAUGUGCUCCAAGCCUUUCCAGGUCAUCUGCGUCUACAUGUCGUUCUACAGCACGGAUUACAGGCUGGUCCAGAAAGUCUGUCCGGACUACAGCUCCCAGGUCCCACCCUACCUGCCCACAGGGUAAACAUGGGGCCAGGUGACGAGGAUGAAGGGAGGAUGCAGUUUGAGCCGUUCAAAACUUUAUCCUAAAAUAUAUGGAAUGCUGUUUGUACAGUAAGUGAGUCAAAUAUUAACAGCAAUAAUUUGGAUUAUUUAGCCUGUUAUAAGCGGGAAAAAUAGGUUUUCUUUUCAUAUUCUCACCAUAUUAUUCAUUCACUUAUAAAUGUCCCAGUUUCAAAGUAAAUAUUCAUUUAGCAAGUUACAUAUUUAGUUUACUAACUAGAUAUUUAGACCCAAACAAUAGAUUUAGCUUGCUAACAUUUUAAUAUUUAGUUUGGAACAAAAUCUGUAGCUUGCCAACUUCUUAAUAUUCUGUUUGGAACUAAAUAUUUAGUUCGGAGCUUACAAGCUAAAUAGCUUUAUAGCUUGUAAGAAACAACCUACCUAAAUAUUAGCAUGUUAGCUCACUAAUGUGCUAAUAUUUUGCUAAUAUUUAGCUAGGAGCUAAACAUAAAUUAAAUAUAUAGCUUGGUCA